AACUGUCACGGAAGAUGAGUAGGUAAAAUGAAAAACAACUAACUUCGAUCGAUGCAGUAAACGUGUUUGCAAUUUCCAAAUACUUUUCUCUUAUAUUACUACCAAAACGACUGUAAAUUAUCUUGAUUAUACCUAAACAAAAAAUAGCAGAAAGUGAAUUCGAGCAACUGCUAACCUCUUUCUACCUCUACACACUAUAAUUAGAAUCAGAAGCGGUAUGUUAUACUAAAACGAAUAGAAUCUCUCCGAACAUUACUAAUUAAUUAUGCUUGCAGCUCUAGCAAGAACAUCGCUACAUAGGGGACACAUAUGCACACUGAGGGGAACUAAACGUGAGUAUGAAAUGUUAGCUAAACUCACACCUAUAUCUAUAUUGCACAGAGUUAUGAGCACACGAAACAGAAAACCACAUAAACCUAAAUAUAGACAAGCAAAAUCGAAACUUAUACACAAUGUCAUGCAAACUUACAGCUAUAACACGAAUCAUAUUCGUUUUCAUGUAUUAAACAAGACUAACUGUUAAAAAUGAAUUCGCAGGAAAAUUAUAACUCUCCGUAUCCCAAAACCCUACGUGUUGGAUUGAGUUCAUAAUUUCGGAAGAAAUCCCCAUUUCGAACAAGUGUUGCUGAUUGGCAACAAUUUAUAAUUUUCGUUUAUACACUAAUUGCGAUGUCAGGCCGUGGUAAUACCGACGAUGGUAAGUCGUCGAAGGGUACGAAGACAAAAGGUACUAGCAGAAAGCAAGUGGUAAAUGAUGAUGUGGUUUUGGUGGUCACAGAGGGUACACAGGGAUCCAGAAACGAAAGAACUGCAUCUGACGACAUAUGUCAGGUAUGUCGGAAGUGUGAUGAUAAGGCCAUGGUACAGUGCGACGACUGCGACAGGUGGUGUCAUUUCACGUGUGUAGGUGUCACUGAAGAGGUCAAGGAGCUCAGUUGGGUUUGUUUAAAGUGCCAAUCUGCUCAAAAAGCAAAGUCAGCCAGUUCUUCCUCGCGACGCCGAGACCAACAGAAGACAUCCGAAAAUGCAGUUCUGAAUCCACAGUCCGGAGGAGCCAAGACGUCGAAUAUUCCUGCACUGGUAAUACAUACAGCUACCGAUGCUCAUUCUAGCCAGUCUGGCGGCAGAUCCCGAUCAUCGAAGUCGUCGCAGAGUCUUUUGAAGCUACAGUUGAUGAGAUUGGAAGAAGAGCGCGCAUUCGAAGAAGCCGAAGCUGCGAAGUUCCGGGAAUAUCUUAAGGAGAAGUACAGGUUGCUAGAACAGAUGUCAAACCGAUCAGAAUCGAGCUGCAGUAUCGCGGAGAGCCGUGUGGGUAAGUGGGUGGACAACGUCAACGAUGCCUUCCAAGACGAACGAGAGCCCGGCGGAGCAACGGAAGCGUUCAACCCCAAAGGACAUUCCACUACCCAUCCUCCUGUUAACCACCCAGAGAUAGUUUGCUCCCCAAACAGCACGCCAUUGUAUGGCGAUAGAAGUCCUCAAGCUAUGAUCGCUGAAUCCUUCGGACCAGCCGUGCGACGCGCGUCAUCUGCUGCCUCCGUAAACUACUACAGUCAACCUGCUCCAGAUAGAACCUGUAACCGUCGCUUAUCUGAAUUGGGCGAUCGCCACGGUUAUACAGCACGCCAACCAACCGCUACUCAACAAUAUCACCAAAUGCAGUACCAGUCAUCAAUUGACGAUGAUCCGUGUUCCCUUACACGAAGUCAACUGGCAGCACGGCAGGCAGUAUCAAAGGAUCUCCCAACGUUCGCCGGCAGCCCCGAGGAGUGGCCUAUCUUUAUUUCAAUGUUCAACAGCUCUACCGCGAUGUGUGGAUAUUCAAAUGAGGAGAACGUAAUACGUCUACAAAAAAGUCUCAAGGGCAAGGCUUACGACGCGGUUAAAAGUCGAUUGAUGCAUCCCUCCAAUGUGCCGGGUGUGAUUGACACUCUAAAACUGCUAUUUGGUCAACCGGAGGCGAUCGUGCACUCAUUGAUUUGUAAAAUCAACGCUAUUCCACCGGUAAAGGAAGACAGACUUGAAGCCUUGGUCGAUUUGGCAGUAAAUGUGCAGAAUUUCUGCGCUACCGUCGAUGCAUGUGGGCUAGACGACUACAUGUAUAAUGUAUCGCUCCUCCACCAGUUGAUCAAUAAACUACCACCAACUAUCCGGCUUGACUGGGCCCGUUACCGUCAGACGAUCCCAAGGGUCAACAUGGCGACUUUUGGAAAUUGGCUUUACUCGCUCGCUGAGGCCGCCAGUACUCUUGCGAUUCCACCUCUACUUCAAGAAGCCAGAUUGCCGAAAGUCGAUUCUCGUCCAACGAAGAAAACAAACAUGUUCCUCCAUACACAGUCAACACCAAGUGAGGAGUCUCCGGAACGUCCACCGGCUGAUUACCAUACGUGCCCACUUUGCAAGGGAAGUUGCAGUACCGUAGCCGUCUGUAAAAGCUUUCUUGAUUUACCACGUGACUCGAAAUGGGCGUCAGUAAGAGAGCUUGGUAUAUGCCGAACAUGUCUUCUACGUCACACGGGGAGAUGUGAUGCAAAACCGUGUGGGAAGAACGGCUGUCCAUACUACCAUCAUGAACUUCUGCAUAACGAUAAAAAACCUCAUCCAGUUUCCAAGAAUACUCCGUCAGUACAAGCUACAACUGUAGUCUCUCAAACAGACGCUGACCAUACGCAACGAUGUAAUACGCACCAAGCGGAUACCAACACCGUCCUUUUUCGAUAUCUACCAGUAGUUCUGCAUGGUGAAAAGGGAUCCAUUCGAACGUACGCCUUCUUGGACGAAGGGUCAGCGAUGACCUUGUUGGACCAGGAGCUUGCCGAUCAGCUGGAUCUUCCUGGCCCCAUAAAUCCACUCGCUCUUAAAUGGACGGGAGGCACCGAGCGCUGUGAAGAAAAUUCCCGAGUAGUGGAUCUGCGCAUCAAUGGAACGUAUAGCAAUGCCAAAGAGUACCCGCUGAAUGGAGUUCGCACUGUCAAAGAGUUAAUGCUACCUUACCAGUCUCUCGACAUGGACCGGAUGGCUCAGCAAUUUCGAUACUGUCGGAACCUACCUAUUGAGUCUUACUCGAAUGUUCGCCCUCGAAUCCUAAUCGGAUCAAAGCAUGCUCCAAUCGGCCUUGCGCUAAAGUGUAAAGAAGGGAAUCUGGAUCAACCCAUUGCUGUUAAAACCAGAUUGGGAUGGACGGUUUAUGGUGGAGGCAGCGACAAUUAUCCCGAAGCGGCAUACGUUAUCAAACAUAAGCACUACGUUGACGAUGCAAUGUUCAGUACUAAGAACUCCAAUCAUGCCAUUCAAGUAGCACAGGAGAUCCGCCAAAUCCACUCAGCGGGUGGCUUCGAGAUACGAAAUUGGGUGAGCAAUUCACCGCAGGUUCUGUCGGCUUUGCAAGAGGAUACGACAAGUGAGAGGAGUCUAGAUCUGACCACGAGCCCCAUGGCUACCGAAAAGGUAUUAGGAAUGUGGUGGUGCACCGCAUCGGAUGAAUUCAUCUACAAAAUCAAAUGGGACCGCUACGAACCGGAUCUUCUGACAGGCAUGAUACGCCCUACUAAGCGCCAAAUGCUCAAGAUCCUUAUGUUCUUUUACAAGAUGUUUGGCGAUCCGGUACUCAAUGGGAUGAACAAGUGA
This is a messenger RNA of Aedes albopictus (Asian tiger mosquito), 3627 nucleotides long. RefSeq lists its product as uncharacterized. Lineage: Eukaryota; Metazoa; Arthropoda; Insecta; Diptera; Culicidae. The transcript is spliced from 4 exons. The coding region runs from base 670 to 3627 and encodes 985 amino acids. The record is from RefSeq and is a predicted model, not a curated record.